AAUAUAGCCUAACAUUAAAAAAAACGUCAAAGAAAACUGCUUAUGGAGCACAGGUGAAAUCCUGGCAGAUUACAACACCAAUCUUCACAUACCUAACAUAUGCACUUUGAGCAUUCCGCAAAAAACUAGUAUUACAAAUAAUGCUUAGAAAAUAAGUAAGGUUCGACAUUUCGACUUCAAAUAUGCAGAGGAUGGUGUAUAAUAAUGGCCAAAAUGUCUUCUUCGCGAAAACCUUAAAAACUAGCAUGUCCAUGAAAUCAAAAUCACUCACACAAGCAGCAGAUGCUGCAGCAUUUGAAUUACAAGAUGGUGAUGAAGUGAAUGACAUUGAUAUGAGCUCAAUGCACAAGGAAAUGCGAUUGAAGGACGAGGUAAGUUCCACAAUCAUCUCUGUCAAUUUUGAUGCCUGUGCCUCUCACUUGAAGGUGUGCGCUAAUGAAAAAGCAACAAGAAAAGGCAAACAAGUUCACGCCCACAUGUUAAAAUGCGGGGUUGAAAUUAAUCAUAAUGUGUUCUUAGCUGCUAAUCUUGUGAACAUGUAUGCCAAUUCUGGUAGUGUUUUGGAUGCUCGCAAAGUAUUUGACGGAAUGUCCAACCCAAGUACUUUCGCAAGGAAUGCCAUAAUUAGAGGACUGGUCACUCAUGGAAACUGUGAGGAAGGCCUUAUUUUUUAUUAUCAGACGGAGGCACGUGGUUUGCUGCCUGAUAAAUUCACCUUUCCCUUUGUUAUUAAGGCUUGUUCGUCCUUGCAAGCUCUUAGGCACGGCAAGGAGAUUCAUAAUCGUAUAAUUAAGGUAGGGUUGGACGUGGAUUUAUUUGUGGGCAGUGCUCUUGUGGACAUGUAUUCGAAAUGCGGGAUUAUGACUUCUGCACGCCAACUAUUUGACAAAAUGCCUCAAAGAGACGUGGUCUUAUGGACUGCAUUGGUUGCUGGUUAUGCUCAGAAUGGGAGCUGUGACGAGGCUAUGAUGUUGUUCUGUCAAAUGGAAGAUAAAAACUUAAAACCUAAUACCAUCACUUGGAAUGCAAUAAUUGCUGGCUAUGCCCAACACGGACCUUAUGGCGAGGUCUUGAAUCAAUUGCGUCAGAUGCAACUGGCAGGUAUGACUCCAGAUAUGGUUACGGUUGUUAGUGUGCUGCCUGCGUGUGCCCACUUAGCAGCUCUACAGAAAGGUAGAGAGAUCCAUGACUAUAUUAUUAGAAGGGGAUUCGAGGCUGAUGUUUUUGUUAUGAGUGCUCUUAUAGACAUGUAUGCUAAGUGUGGAAUUAUUAAGAUUGCCCGGCAUCUGUUUGACAAGAUGGAAAGAAGAGAUGUGGUCUCAUGGAAUGCAAUGAUUGUUGCUUAUGGGAUGCAUGGGCAUUGUGAAGAUGCUCUCUUGCUCUUCAAUCAGAUGCAGCAACAACAAAUCAAGCCAACCCAUGUAACCUUUGUUAGCGUUCUUUCUGCUUGCAGCCAUGCUGGCUUAGUAGAUGAAGGUUUUAAAUGGUUCAAUUGCAUGAUCCGAGAUUAUAACAUUACACCUGGAUUGGAACACUAUGCUUGCAUGGUUGACCUUCUUGGUCGUGCAGGCCGUCUUGAUGAAGCUCAUGAAUUUAUCAAAAACAUGCCAAUUGAGCCUGGCAUUGAUUUGUGGGGAGCAUUGCUUGGUGCCAGCAGAAUUCAUGGCAAUGUAGAAUUGGGAGAAAGUGCAGCAGAACAUAUUUUUCAAUUAGAUUCUGAUGAUGCAGGAUAUUAUGUUAUGCUUUCAAACAUUUAUGCUGAAGCUGGUAGGUGGGAUGGUGUGGCAAAGGUCAGAUUACUCCUCAAAGGGCGAAGAUUGAAAAAGAGACCAGGUUGCAGUUGGAUUGAAGUCAACAACAGAGUUCAGGAAUUUUGUUUGUUGACAAGAAUGAGAAGGAAGCUAUUCAUGGUCACGGUGAGAGACUUUGCAUUGCUUUUGGGUUUACAAGAAGAUGCCUUGGAAUGCUCUCUGGAUCAUCAAAAACUUUUGUUUCUGUGAUGAUCGCCAUCAUGCUAAGCAGUACAUCUCCAAAAUUGUUAAGAGAAAUAGUUGUGAGGCAAUGCCUACAGUUACUGCCUGUAUUGUUGCACUGGAUGGCGGACACACUAGAGCAGAUUGACAUGGGAAUAUUUCCCAUUUCACAGAUGGAACACUAGGGAGCAGAGGCUAGAUUUUUAAUUUGCUUAUCACAGCCAACUGGACAGAGAAAUCAAAACUGAAGAAAACAAACCAAUAUUUCUGGUUGGUGCUGAUCGCCUGUCUUCCCACAUGCUCCUGCAUCAGAUUCUGUCUCUUUGUUUAGGCCAGUACAAAUCACCAUUAUCUAUUCAAAUUCAUGCAGACAGGACAACUGCCAGGACAAAGAAGUGUUUCUAUUAACGACAUAGCAGUUAUCUACCAUAAGGAAAAACAUUGCGAUGUUUGUGUAUGGUUCCAUGUACUGAUGAAUCUGAUGGAAGGUAUCUUAACCUUAUGAAGCGAAUUGGCCCAGGUACCUUAUGAUGAAAAAUAGUUCAGCUUCUGUGUUGAAUUGCUCACAUAGCAGGUUGAGCCCUACACCGUCGUUGUAUUUUGCAAGUCCAAAUUUAGUAUAUUAAUGAUUUUAAAAGAAUGAAAACAAAACCACAUGCAAAUGGGAAUAUACCAAUAUAUGGUUUAGAUGUGUGCAUGAAAUUUUGUAAUAUCACAAUUAAAAGCUACAAUUUUUGGUAAUGGUUAUCAUCUAGCAUCUUGGAUUA
This is a messenger RNA of Cryptomeria japonica (Japanese cedar), 2740 nucleotides long. Its product is annotated as pentatricopeptide repeat-containing protein At2g20540. Gene Ontology annotation, molecular function: RNA binding; protein binding. The record is from RefSeq and is a predicted model, not a curated record. The transcript is spliced from 6 exons. Bases 183 to 2000 code for a protein of 605 amino acids. NCBI's taxonomy places the organism in Eukaryota, Viridiplantae, Streptophyta, Pinopsida, Cupressales, Cupressaceae. Gene Ontology annotation, biological process: RNA modification.